Molecule: messenger RNA, 2281 nt
Organism: Centropristis striata (black sea bass)
Lineage: Eukaryota; Metazoa; Chordata; Actinopteri; Perciformes; Serranidae
Gene: leo1
Product: LEO1 homolog, Paf1/RNA polymerase II complex component
Exons: 14
Coding region: 115-2076 (653 amino acids)
Biological process (GO): positive regulation of transcription elongation by RNA polymerase II; transcription elongation by RNA polymerase II
Cellular component (GO): nucleus; Cdc73/Paf1 complex
Molecular function (GO): RNA polymerase II C-terminal domain phosphoserine binding
Source: RefSeq, a predicted model, not a curated record
GUGCUCACUACAACAAUAUUUCCACCGCCGCUUGAACUCGGAAACAAAACCUUUCCUCAAAAACCGGCGAUCAUUCCUUCCUGUAGGUCACGUUUUUACAACAGUUUGGAAGAAAUGGCGGACAUGGAUGAAUUGUUCGGGAGUGAUGGGGACAGCGACAAUGAGCAGCGAGAUUCUGGCUCUGGCUCUGGCUCCGGUUCAGAUUCGGAGCAGGAAAGACCCCGAUCCGCCAGCAACGCCUCAGGCAGCGGUAGCGGCAGCGACAGUGAGAGGGAACGGGAUGAUGAUGACGAAGGCCAGGAGGCAGGAAAAGCCAGUAUAAAUAAGGAGCUGUUUGGAGACGACAGUGAGGAUGAGCAACACAGUCAGCACAGUCAGCGCAGCCAACACAGCGGCAGCGACAACCAGUCUGAGCGGUCGGGGAACCAGUCAGAUGCCAGCAUGCACUCAGACCAGGGGGACAACGAUCACUCUGAUGUAGAGCAGCACAGCGGCUCGGAGCACGGCCAUCGAGACGAGGAUGAAGAUGACGAAGACGGGGGCCACCGUUCAGACGGAGGAAGCCCGGUUGGCAGUGGGAUGUCUGGAGGAGGGAGCCCUCGCUCUGAGAGGGGCAGUGUCCGUUCAGACAGAAGCGUACACAGUGAUCCUGGUACUCCGCAGUCGGGGCCGGGCACCCCUCACUCUGAGGGAGAAGUUUCUGGCAGGGAGAACCAGUCAGAUGAUGAGAAGUGGGAAGGAGGAGUCAAGAGUGACCAAUCGGAGGACGAGGAGGAGAAACGUCAUUACUCUGAUGAAGAAAGAGAGAACUCUGAUGACGAGGGGCCGAGGAACAGGAAGUCAGAAUCUGCGAAGGGCAGUGAUAGUGAAGAUGAUUUCCUCAGACAGAAAUCCAAACCAAAAGCUACCUCUGAUUCAGAUUCAGACAGCGAUAUUGGAUCAAAGAAAGGAAAGAAGACGGCAGCAGACGACCUGUUUGGAGAGGCUGACGACAUCUCCUCUGACAGCGACGCAGAGAAGCCUCCCACCCCAGGACAGCCCCUGGAUACAGAGGAUGGAAUGGAGGGGGAGCAGGCAGAAGAGGAGCCUGCGCCCGAAACUCGUAUUGAAGUGGAGAUCCCAAAAGUCAGCACAGACCUGGGAUCUGACCUUUAUUUUGUCAAGUUGCCCAACUUCCUGUCUGUGGAGCCCAGACCAUUUGAUCCUCAGUAUUAUGAGGAUGAAUUUGAGGAUGAAGAAAUGCUGGAUGAAGAGGGACGCACCAGGCUCAAGCUGAAGGUGGAGAAUACAAUUCGAUGGAGAGCCAAGAGAGACGAGGAGGGAAAUGAAACCCGAGAAAGUAACGCACGCAUUGUUAAAUGGUCUGAUGGCAGCAUGUCCCUCCACCUGGGGAAUGAAGUGUUUGAUGUUUACAAAGCUCCACUCCAGGGAGACCACAACCACCUGUUCAUCCGACAGGGCACUGGGCUGCAGGGACAGGCUGUGUUUAAAACCAAACUCACCUUCAGGCCCCACUCUACAGACAGCGCCACCCACAGAAAGAUGACCCUUUCUCUGGCUGACCGCUGCUCCAAGACGCAGAAGAUCAGAAUCCUUCCAAUGGCUGGACGAGAUCCAGAGUCACAUCGCAACGAAAUGAUCAAGAAAGAGGAGGAGCGGCUGCGAGCGUCUAUCCGCAGAGAGUCCCAGCAGAGGAGGAUGAGGGAGAAGCAGCACCAGAGAGGCUUGAGCAGCAGUUACCUGGAGCCCGAUCGCUACGAUGAUGAAGAGGAGGGCGAGGAAGCUAUCAGCCUGGCUGCCAUCAAGAGCAAAUACAAGGGAGGAUCAGGCCUGAGAGAGGAGCGAGCAAGGAUCUACUCAUCAUCAGAAGGUGAUGAAGGCUCUGAUGAUGACAAGGCCCAGAGACUGAUGAAGGCCAAGAAGCUAGACAGCGAUGAGGAGGGCGAGGGAUCAGGCAAGAGAAAAGCAGAGGACGAGGAAGAAACGGCCACCAAGAAGGCCAAGAAAUAUGUGAUCAGCGACGAAGAGGACGAGGAGGAGGAGGAAGAAGUGGAAGAAGAAGAGGAUGAUGAAUAAUUCACUUUUUUUUUUAAUCAUUCCACUGUAUUAUCAGUGCUCAGCCCACAUGGCAUAUAAACAGCCAUAUUUUGUUUUGUAUAUUUUCUUAAGACCUGUGUGUGGGUGAGUGUGUUUGUGUGUAUGAUUGUGUAUUUGCUUGUUUAUGUUGUGUACAGAAAAGGUGAGAAAUAAAGAAACGGUUGACUUAUGUAACCAAAGUUUC